This is a messenger RNA of Triticum aestivum (bread wheat), 3386 nucleotides long. Its product is annotated as putative pentatricopeptide repeat-containing protein At3g25060, mitochondrial. Gene Ontology annotation, biological process: RNA modification. The transcript has a single exon. The coding region runs from base 29 to 2089 and encodes 686 amino acids. NCBI's taxonomy places the organism in Eukaryota, Viridiplantae, Streptophyta, Magnoliopsida, Poales, Poaceae. Gene Ontology annotation, molecular function: zinc ion binding; protein binding; RNA binding. The record is from RefSeq and is a predicted model, not a curated record.
GGCAAAUUUUCCUCCGGUUGCCACUCUUAUGUUCCAGAUGCACCCGCUCCCCUUCCUCGACGACCCGCGCCGCCUCCGCCGGCUCCUCUCGUCCUGCGCAGCGCUCCGGACACUCACCCGCCUCCACGCCCUCCUGAUCGUCUCCUCCUCCGCCUCCUCCCACCACAUUCUUUCCUCCUGCCUCGCCACCGCGUACGCCCGCGCCGGCGACCUCGCCGCCGCCGAGUCCACGCUCGCCACCGCGCCCACGUCGCCGUCCUCCAUCGCCGCGUGGAACGCCCUCCUCGCGGCGCAUUCCCGCGGGGCCUCCCCGGACGAGGCGCUGCGCGUCUUCCGCGCUAUCCCGGCCGCCGUGCGCCCCGACAGCACCACCUUCACGCUCGCGCUCUCCGCGUGCGCGCGCCUCGGGGAUCUCGCCACUGGGGAGGUCGUCAGGGACCGCGCGUCCAAGGCAGGGUACAGGAACGACAUCUUCGUGUGCUCGUCGCUGCUAAACUUCUACGCGAAAUGGGGCGCCAUGGACGAUGCCGUCAAGGUGUUCGACAGAAUGCGGAAGAGGGACCGCGUCACGUGGAGCACCAUGGUUACCGGAUGCGUGAACGCGGGGCAGCCGGUUCAGGCGAUUGAGAUGUACAUGAGGAUGAGGGAGGACGGUCUGGAGGGAGACGAGGUGGUUAUCGUCGGGGUUAUGCAGGCUUGCGCAGCAACAGGGGAUGUCCGGAUGGGGGCCUCGGUUCAUGGGUACUUGUUGCGGCAUGCUAUGCGGAUGGACAUUGUCAUCUCAACAAGCCUUGUUGACAUGUAUGCGAAGAAUAGACUGUUUGAUCAGGCGCGCCGGGUGUUUGAGCUGAUGCCGCACAGGAAUGAUGUGUCGUGGAGCGCGCUGAUCUCACAGCUUGCACAGUAUGGGAAUGCAGAUGAGGCACUUGGUUUGUUCAGACAGAUGCAGGUCUCUGGUCUUCAGCCUAAUUCAGGGCCAGUUGUUGGUGCACUAUUAGCUUGUUCUGAUCUUGGACUCUUGAAGCUAGGGAAGUCAAUACAUGGUUUCAUCUUGAGGCGGCUUGAGCUCGAUCACAUGGUAGGUACGGCAGUCAUUGAUAUGUACUCAAAAUGCGGCUCCCUGGCAAGCGCCCAAUUGCUUUUCGAUAAGGUUGUCUCAAGAGACUUGAUUUCGUGGAAUGUGAUGAUUGCGUGCUUCGGUGCUCAUGGACGAGGCCGUGAUGCCCUCUCUUUGUUCCAAGAAAUGAAGAGAAACGAAGUAAGACCUGAUCAUGCCACAUUUGCUUCUCUUUUGUCGGCACUCAGCCACUCCGGUCUCGUAGAAGAAGGGAAAUUCUGGUUCGAUUGCAUGGUUAAUGAGUAUGGAAUUGAACCUGCCGAGAAACACUUGGUGUGUAUAGUGGAUCUCUUAGCUCGUUCUGGUCUUGUUGAAGAGGCCAAAGACCUGCUGGCAUCAAUGCACACCAAACCAACCAUCUCAAUUUUGGUCGCUCUACUUUCAGGCUGUCGGAAUAACAAGAAGCUGGAACUUGGGGAGAGCACAGCAGAGAAGAUCCUUGAACUGCAACCUGGGGAUGUCGGCGUCCUUGCCUUGGUCUCAAAUCUUUACGCCACUGCCAAGAACUGGGACAAGGUCAGGGAAGUGCGCAAGCUAAUGAAGGAUCACAGCAGCAAGAAGGUGCCCGGGUGUAGCUCGAUAGAGAUACGCGGAGCACUGCAUACAUUCGUCAUGGAAGAUCAGAGCCAUCCUCAGCAUAGACAGAUUCUACAGAUGGUCUCGAAGCUCGACUCCGAGAUGAGGAAGAUGGGCUAUGUCCCGAAGACGGAGUUCGUGUACCAUGACCUCGAGGAAGGCGUCAAGGAGCAGCUUCUCAGCCGCCACAGCGAGAGGCUGGCGAUCGCCUUUGGGCUGCUGAACACGAGCCCAGGGACGAGGCUUGUGGUCAUAAAGAACCUCAGGGUCUGCGGCGACUGCCACGAUGCCAUCAAGUACAUGUCGAAGAUCGCCGACAGGGAGAUCGUGGUGCGGGAUGCGAAACGCUUCCACCAUUUCAAGGACGGAGCCUGCUCCUGCGGCGAUUACUGGUGAAGCUCGCGACACAACCUGUCCGUUGUCCACCAGCUCCGUCCUUGCUUGGUCUCAAAUCUUUAUGCCGCUGCCAUGAACCGGAACAAGGACGUGCGGAAGCUAAUGAAGCCUGGGUGUAGCUCUAUAGAGAUGCGCGGAGUCUACUGACUGCGUGAACCAGCAUAUAGUUGAGUGCUAGUUCCAGCUGUCCUGUGCAACUGCAAACACAGUGAUUUGAUCAGAUUUCAUACUCCCUCCGUCCCAGCGAUACAUUCGUUUGAGCGACAAUUAAUAUGGGGCAGAGGAGUAUAUGAAACCGGGAUGGUUACGUUUCAGAAAUUUGAACGAAGGCUCUAGAUCUUUCAUGCUUCUAACAGAUUUGAUACCAUAGGGAGGACAAGCAGAAUAACUGUGCAGACGUCUCUCAUCAGUCAUUGUCCGCUGAAAUAAGUGUCACCCGAGUGCAGUUCCACAAGUUCACAUGCACUGCGUCUGCGUCGUCACCCCUGUUGAAAUCCUCGCCAGAGUCGUAGGCGACCGUACCUCUGAAUACAUGACGCAGCGGUCGGUCGCCGAGGUCGUCGAGGUUUACGGCACCACGACUCUACCACCACCGCCAACACCAGGACCGAUCGCGACGUCAACACCGGCCGUGCUCGGCGCGCCAUCCCGAGCCUUCGACGCACCGUCGUCAGUCUCCGCACCGGCCUCGCGAUCGUUUCAUUUUCCACCGGCCGCGGACCCGGACGGGAGGCGUGCCGCGUCGCGGUAGUGCCCCGUCGGCGAGCGUGGCCGUCGCCGUCUGAGCGGCCGCGGGCGUCUCUUGCCGUGGGAAGGCAACUCGAAGCGUGGCAAAGUUUUGCUUUGCCUUGCGUUGCUUUUCUCCCGGGGCUCGUCUCGUGGACUCGUCGUUAUCGCUACGAAUCUUGACGAGGGGAGGGGGUCCAGAUAACGCUGGACGGACUUUCGUGCCGUUCGUUGGAGCUGCUAGUGGUUGAGGAACGCUUGCUUCUCAAGUAGGAGUACUGGAGUAGGAGUGGCGGGUCGGACGGGAUUUUUUGUCGAAAAAGAUCACUUGUUCUGCCGCCACGGUGUAAGGCGGCAGCCCCUGCCGCCAGCCGGCCAGGCGGCAGGCUGCCCAUAACAGCGAGCGGUGAAUUGCUACCAGGCCGGUGUUGGGCCCUGCAGCCUCGUCCGGUGGCGGCAGGACUGUUUGCUGCAGCAAGACCCGAUGCAUGCAUGCGCUAGUACGUCGUGGCCUCGUGGACAAGCUUUGCCAUGCAUGCAUCGCUUAGCGAACCAAUCAACUUGUGCAUGC